Calidris pugnax (ruff) is the source of this 5763-nucleotide messenger RNA. RefSeq names its product uromodulin like 1 (gene UMODL1). The record is from RefSeq and is a predicted model, not a curated record. Gene Ontology annotation, cellular component: extracellular region; cell surface. Gene Ontology annotation, molecular function: protein binding; peptidase inhibitor activity; calcium ion binding. Lineage: Eukaryota; Metazoa; Chordata; Aves; Charadriiformes; Scolopacidae. The transcript has 20 exons. The coding region runs from base 60 to 3860 and encodes 1266 amino acids.
CGGUUGCCUACCAAAAGUCCUAUGAGAAAAGCACUUCCUGUGGAGGAUGGAUACCGUGGAUGGUGUGUCCCCGGACGUACUAUAAAACGCAGUAUCGUACUGUUGAAGUCCCUGAAACCAUCACUCUAACAGAUUGCUGUGAAGGAUACGAACAAGUUGGACUCUACUGUUCUUUAGCACUCAAUAGAUCCAGUGUAUUUUCCUCAAGACCUGGUAUUUGUCCAACGGAGAAUAUGGAAACAUCUGAUUAUCCUUGCACGUUCGACACCGAAUGUCCAGGGCUUAAAAAAUGCUGCAACUCAUCCAAAGGAGCAGGCUGUGUGGAUCCAAUGCCAGAGGGAAGAACAUUCUGGUACAACGUGACAGUGCUUGUGAAAAUGGAUUUUAAUGAAUUAAUCAGAGUGGAUUCCUACCUUCUGAAUCAUUCACGCCUUUUGCACUCCAUGAUUACUGGUGCAUUACAGCCCUUGAACGCCUCUGUGUACCAUAUCCAGAGUCACCGUGCAGAAAUAUAUGCUGGGACAGUGGCCUCCCAUGUUCUUAUUGGACUGCAUCAGCCAUCUCCACUAGCAGAAGUGUCUAAUUCCUUGAAGGACAUAGUGAGGCGUGUGUAUGAAGUGAUUGACACACAAGUGCAAGAUGUCAAUGAAUGUUCCCAUCUUGUAUUCAACACUUGUCCUGAGAAAAACACCUGUGUAAACCUGGAGGGUUAUUACAGCUGUGACCCUCAGCAUGAACGUGCAGAUGUCAACCCUCACCAGCUGAGCCCAAGAAAGGAAGGCACAGCAGCAUCUACUCCAAGUUCAGCAUUGGAUCUCAUUAACACUAGCGAUAGCUCUCUGUCUAUAAGUAAUUCAAGCCUCUUGUCCAUGACUAACCAAUCUACAGAUGCUGAGUGCUAUCCCUCUGCAGUUAGAAACCACCAAACCUUCAGCGUUACCAGCAACAGUUUUGAAAUGUCCUGGCACAUCACUUCUGCCCUGAACCAUACUUUCCAAGUCCAAGUGUUCAAGGGCAAAGAGAUUAUAAAAAACCUAACAACAGACGAAAUGAAACUGGAUGUGUCUGGACUGGAAGCAGGUGUGAUGUAUUCAGUAGAGAUCAGCUAUGAAACCUGUGGAAAAACCAGCAUCUUCCAUCAAAAUGUUAAAACAGAUGCCAAGAUAUUUGGUAUUACUAUGAGGAUUCUCAACUAUAACUUCACUGACGAUUUCCAUAACACCAGCAGCUCAGCAUAUGAAGAAUUUUCAAGACUGCUGCUUACAGAGCUUGAAAAUUCAUUUCCACCCAACAUUUCUGCUUUAUACAAAUCUGGGAAGCUGAAAGUGCAGACUGAAUCCUUGCAAGCUGGAAGCAUCAUAGUGAGGCUCAGAAUCACUGUGGAGGACCCUGAGUUUCCAGUCGAUGCCUCCACAUUUGCCCCAGUGCUUUCUUACCUGCACAAUGGCUCUGCGCUUUUGGUGGAUCAGCAAAACGCUGCAGUAGAAGACUGGGAUGAAUGUGCUUCUCACACCGAGAAUGACUGCUGUGUGUUCGCAGAGUGUAUCAAUUUGAUGGGCUCGUACUUGUGCAGAUGCAAGACAACCAUGGAUACCAAUCCAUCCCGACCUGGAAGAAACUGUGAGGGUGAGAUUGUGGACCCUCUCACUGAAACGAUGGCUCCUGAAGUAACCAACAGCACAGAGUUAGCUCCUGAAGAAGUGAGCUCUGCAGGCCCUGCUUCCCCUGCCACCACCGAGAUGGUGGCUGCUGUGGGCUCCAAGACAAGCACCGCCGUACAGCAACCUGUUGCCCUGCCCCUGGGUGACAAGCAAGCACCCCACAGUUCUUCUCCCACCAGCACUCCUCCAGCCCCUUGGAAAAAAAGCCUGGCACCACAGAUGGGCUCCAGCAGGGACAACAGCCCCACGACCAUGGGGGUGGCAGCCAGCAAGGAACUGACCACGAACGCCGGGCAGCAGGUGGCCGUAAGUCCAUGGCAGCAAAGCUCUGUGGCAGAGGCUUCCCCCAGCGCAUCGCAGCGAGGGGCUGCUCCCACAGAUGCACCCACGGGCACCACCAGGGAAGAGCCACUCAGUCCACCAUUGCUGGUGUUUCCAAAUCAAACAGCCUCUGCUACCACCAGAAGUCACACAGCUUUUGGUGUGCCUCAAGCCGACUCUCAAGGUGGUCCUGGUACAGCUCUGCUGGUCACAGGGCAUGCUGGCCUUCCCACCUUCAACGCCACUCUCAGAGCACAUGUAGAGAUGGGAAGAGAGAACAGCUCUUGGUCUGAGAAACAUGCUGGAGCCCUGGGGUCACCAGCUUUGCCAGGCACCUCUCCACCUCCCAGCCCAAUGCCAGGGUCAGCCGUGGACCACACUGUCCGGAAGCUUAGUGGCACGGUACGGAUAACAAACGUGGAAUACUCUCCAGGCUUUAGCAAUACAAGCAGUGAGGAGUACCAAACCUUUGCACAGCUCUUUGUUGAUGAAGUACAUAAAUCUCUGCCCCUUGAGGUUCUUCAGCAGAUAGAUGCUGGUCUGAUUAAAGUGUUGGUAACGGGUAUUACUAAUGGGAGCACGGUGGUAAGUUUCAAUUUACUGAUUGCAGAAGAUGUGGAUAUCUACUACAUCAUCACCACUUUUCGUGAUGCCUUUGAACACAGCUCCUAUUUCACGGUUGACAAGAGCAGUCUCUCCAUAAAUGAUUACGAUGAGUGCAAAAGCGAAGAAGACGACUGCUCCCCAGAUGCAUCAUGCCAUAACACACUUGGGUUUUACCAGUGCAGCUGCAAUGAAGGAUUUGCUGAUGUGCAUCCAGAAAGGCCUGGAAGAAGCUGUGAAGCAUUUCCUAUGAGCCAAGAGGCAACACCGAUGGAUAAGAAACCUGUACACAACACAGUUUUACCUGUGACAUCUUUGCAAACCUCAACUCAUGUUUCCUCCCCUGCUUCGUUGGACUUCUCUACUGUGGAGCACAAAGCAUUGGAGAACAGCACAUUGUCCAGCGUGGGGCUCUCUCCUCUUCCCACGGAUCCUGUGUCAACUCCCGAUGUUUCUCCUCAAGCAUCUCCUGUCCCACUCGUUAAACCUGCCCAGGAGGUUUCCAUUAAAGAUGCGGUGAGAGUGUUCUGUGAAAUUGAGAAGAUCGUCCUUGCUGUCCAGAAGAGCUUUUUACAGCAGGAGUCUAUCCCCGAAACCUCCCUGUACCUGGGGGAGCCUCGCUGCAACGUGAGCAUCAGCAACAGCACUCACAUUGUGCUGCAGGCAGGCUGGAGUGACUGCGGCACUGAAGUUGAGACUAACAUGACUAACACCGUAGUGAAAACCAUCCUUCGGAAUGACGUUUCUGCUCAGGGAGUAAUCCACCACUUAAAAGUUGCCAGUCCCAUUCACUGUGUGUUUCAAAACGAUCUCUUGACUUCCUCUGGAUACACUGCAGAAGGCUGUCCCAUCCCGAAUACAUUCACCACACUGCUAGAGAAUGGGAAUUCAAGCAAAGCGCAGUUUAAGAUGAAAAUUUUUUCCUUUGUCAACAAUUCUGUGGUUUACCUACAUUGCAAAAUACGUAUUUGUAUGGAGACACCAGGAAGCACCUGCAGGACAAGAUGCCACGCAGUUCGAUCCCUGAAGACUGGUGAAACCAUCGCUAUGCACAGAACCUCCUGGGGACCCCUGUGUAGAUCAGCUGCAUCUGAUUUGAAGAGGGAGAAGGAGGCUGGGAUGGGAGUUGGAUACAUCAUUCUCAUUGUUUUUGCUGUGUUUGGUUUUGUGGUGGGAGUUGUGAGCCUUCUCAUUUUCCAGUACCAGCGAAAGAUGGGAAGGUACAACUUCAGAAUCAAGUCUGACAACUUCAGCUACCAAGUGUUCUAUGAUUAGUGAUUUCCAGGUUACCGGAUUUGGAUUACAUCUCAUCACAUGGGGAACUGAAGCUUGUCUUCACUCAGCAUUUGGCUUUCAUUAUUCUUCAUGAUGGUGGUCAGGACUGGUUGCAACACUGACUCUUCCAAAUUAAUGUCGGGUAUGAAAAGUUUCUGUAUCACGGUGUCCUAAGAACCAUUUGCCACUGCAGCUCCAGAUUGAAGUGAAUUUUGGCAGCUUUUUCAUGAAUAAAAUAGAAGGGAAAAAAGAAAGACUUCUUCAUGGUUCUAUAUUCAAGUUCCAAGAUUUGACUCUCCCACUGUGUCACGUUGCUAUGUGCCCGUUUUACAUCACCUAUGCCAUUACUUUUGACAAGCUGCAUGUUUCUAUAAAUAUUCCAGGAAGUAAAUCAGCAAACCCUUAGAGAGAUCUCCUUUUCAGUUUGUAAUUCACUAUUUACUUAAGGUGAGGUUGAAACUUUGAGUUGCAGCAAUGUUGAAGACCUAGUAGUGCAACGCCUUAAGUAUACAAAAGCUGGAGAAUAAGGAUUGGAUUUGCCACCAAAUAAAGAAAAAGUACCAUGAAUCUGCAGCUUAACCUACUCAGAGUGUUCUUCAGCAUGCGUUUUGAGAUUUGAUAGUAAAUUAUUUAAUCGAUAUGGACUUGGUGAAAAAAACAAACAAACAAACAAACAAAAAAAGAAGCUAUUUUUGCUACUGGCAGCCCAUGUUUUUCAGAUAAGUCAAUUGGUACCUAUGUGUUUUGUUGAAUUAGACCACAAUGAUUGUGCAGUGGAGCCACAGAGUGUGCUGCUCACCUAAGUAAGAGCACUUCAAUUUCAACAGAGUAGUUAUAAAUUUGAGCUGAAUUUUGCCUGGCUGCAAGACCCUAGCAUUAAUGCAGCAGGUUUAGCUUAGAUGCUUCAUUGGAUACAGCAACAGUCUGUUCAGAUGGAUAAACUGGAACAAAAAUCUUUUCCACACAGUAAGCACCUCCUGCAGGACUCUUGAGAGGCAUUCUUCACUCUGCUGCCCCAAACCUCUGCUUCAGUGAUCGUGUUAGAAGGCAGAGGGUAAAGCAGUUGGUAACUUGUCCCCACCAGCCCUUGGUUCUGAUUGCUGCAUGCACUCCCCUACACAGUGAUAGCGUCUGCUGUGUCUGGGUUACAUGUAAUUCAGUAAUUUAUAGUGAACAAGCUAAUUCCUCUUUAAGAUCAAUGGAUGUCAUUAUAAACAACUCUUCAGUGGAAAUUGGUCAUUAGCUUGAACGCACAAAUAGUCUGAGUAGCCAUAGUAAUUAGGUACUGAUGUUUUGGUACAGAACAGCAUUGUAAAGCUGCUUUUCUACCCCUCUAGUCCAAUUUCUGGUAGGUAAUAGGAUUACUGGGUGAAGGACUUCUGCGUUUUGCAAAAGGUCAUACUGAUUGAUCUUAGAGGUUAUAUACAAACCCUUUAAGUACACCAACAUAUUUCAGAACAAUCAUUUGCAUUCUGCUUUUGGUUCAAGUGAAUUUAUAAAAAGUAAAAAUCUUUGACUUGUCUUUUGCUUGCUGAAAUAUCAGUUACCAGAUUCUGAUAUAAGAACAGAUACAUUUGGUAGUAAUUCAUUAGUGAAACGGUGAGUUACCUUUGCAAUCUGAUGAACAUUAACCGUUACCUUUUUAUUAUGUAGGAUUCUCUUCACUUUUGCUUAGUUUACUCUCAAAUAUAUAAUGUGUUUACCUUCUCACACAGUGAAAGGAUAAGCUAUUUUACUAUAACUAUUUUUCUAGUUUUUAGUACUUACCAUCCUGAACUGCUUGAAAGUCACACAGUAGAGAUUUGCCUAUUGAUUUCAGUGGAGCUAAGCCACUUACAAAGGCUGAGCAUCAGUCUUCAGGAUGAAAUGCAAAGCAGUAGCUUGUAUUUGAUACCUUGCAUGC